CAACAACAACAGCAGUUGUGUGUGGUGGCAAAGAUGCAAAAGUCUGUGACAAUAACGGUAACUCCACAACGCAGCAAUUCCAUGGAUUAUUUAAAUUUCGAAGAGAAGCGUCAGCUGAUCGCUUCGUCGUUGUCACUUUCGGAUAUUUUGCAUUGUAAUCAGCCGGGAAAUGUUGCCGAGAACAAAGAUCAAUUAAUUGCUAAAAAACAAAACGGUGCUGCAUUGCGUACAAAUAGUUUAGGUUCUGGUACACGCACACCACCCUUGGAGCGUAAAAGCAAAUUAAGUGCUUUGGGUCGUUUCUUCAAGCCGUGGAAAUGGCGGCGGAAAAAGAAAAGCGAAAAGUUCGAAGCUGCAUCAAAGUCCCUUGAACGCAAAAUAUCAGUACGUGCCAAUCGUGAAGAACUUGUUCAAAAAGGUAUUUUAUUGCCCGAAAGUCCACUGGGGAAUAUUCAAGAACCAGGUGAGGAAUCUUAUUACAAUGAUUCAAGUGCCGUUAAUAAUUCAGCAGUGAAUGCGAAUGGCUCGAUUUUAUCAUCGACCGUCCAAAAUAAUUCCAUUUUAGCCAAUGCCUCAGCGGGCAAUGGCGGCAGUAGUAGUAUUAAUGCUGCUUCACAGCAGCAGCAACAACAGCCGCAAUCACAGCAACAACAAACACCGCAAACACCGUCGCACCAACAGCAAAUGGCCAAUUCGUUGUCCCCGUUACAACAAUAUCAGGCCAAUCUAAUGCUUAACGGUGUUGGUGGUAGUAGUAGUGGUAACAGCGCCAGUGGUAGUAGUAGUAACGCAACUACCAUGCCACAUUCCACCAACAACGGUAAUGCCUCCGGUGGCAUAACUCCCACACUUAGUAGUGGUGCAGCGACACACAUCACAAACAAUACAAAUUCCGGUGGUAGUGCAACAGCAGACGCAUCGUCCAGUGGCAGUGCUGCAGCACACUCAUCGCCGUCGUUGGGUGUUGUACAGCCUCCACCACCCUUGACACCAUUGGCCCAGCAUCAUCAAGCGUUGGCGCAACAGUUGCAACAACGAUUUGCCAUCAGCAAUAAUAACGUACUGUGUGAUAGUUAUAUUGGUAAAUAA
This is a messenger RNA of Musca vetustissima, 1089 nucleotides long. RefSeq names its product phosphatase and actin regulator 4-like. Gene Ontology annotation, molecular function: actin binding. The transcript has 5 exons. The coding region runs from base 34 to 1089 and encodes 351 amino acids. The record is from RefSeq and is a predicted model, not a curated record. Gene Ontology annotation, biological process: actin cytoskeleton organization. NCBI's taxonomy places the organism in Eukaryota, Metazoa, Arthropoda, Insecta, Diptera, Muscidae.